Molecule: messenger RNA, 1427 nt
Organism: Schizophyllum commune H4-8
Lineage: Eukaryota; Fungi; Basidiomycota; Agaricomycetes; Agaricales; Schizophyllaceae
Exons: 7
Biological process (GO): regulation of transcription by RNA polymerase II
Cellular component (GO): nucleus
Molecular function (GO): zinc ion binding; RNA polymerase II cis-regulatory region sequence-specific DNA binding; DNA-binding transcription activator activity, RNA polymerase II-specific
Source: RefSeq, a predicted model, not a curated record
CGAUGAUGAGCGACCCAUCGUACUCCCCGCUCCUCGGCAAGACCGACCUCGCCAUGGACGACUACGCGCCCGAGACCGACCACCGUAAGCGACGCCGAAAUCGCACAACUCAAAGUUGCUUGAAUUGCCAUACGUCAAAGAGGAAGUGCGACCGCAAGCGUCCGUGCCAGCGCUGCAUCCAGCUCGGGCUGACUGGGCUCUGCGUCUACGAGGUAGACGACCCGGCGCUUAGGGAUGAUCCCAACGUCGAUGAGACCACGCGCUUGCGCAACAGGAUUGCCGAGUUGGAGAGCCUGGUUCGCGAACUGCGCGGCAAGCCCCAGCCUCGGUGGGCAGACAGCAGCUUCCGAAACGGAGAUCCGAACGAGAAGUGGCAUUCGCGCGCUGCGAAGUGCUCGCCCCUGCAGGCCAGGCGUCGUCUAGCUUCACCUCACCCAGCCAAUGGGACGGAUGGUAUCGGACCCACGACGCGUUCAUCGGUCUCGUCCCUCCUCAGUCCAAUCAAAACCGAGGCGGCGUCGGAAGCACGCUCGCUAUAUCGCUUCUCGCCGUCGCCGACGCUUCCCACCGUGCACUUCCCGUACGGCUCGUCUGAGCACCGCUCGACGUACUCGUCCACCUCUCCCACGAUACCCUUCCACUCGACGCACGCCACCAACGGCUACUCGUCUGAAGCUAAUCAGCGCGAAGACAGCGGCCUGCCAUACCCUCUGACAACGGACGGCGACUCGCGCUAUAUCUCUAGCGGCAGCAGUGGGAAUGGCCCCGCGUGCUGCUCGUGCCGCCAGACGCCCGCGAUCAUGAACGGCUACCUCAGCCUCGCGCGCCAGCUCCAAAACACCGUCAACGGCGUGCGCCACUACGUGAGCCACUCGGACAGCCAGUGCCAGGUGUACCGACGGAUCGUGGAACUGAACAACGUAAUGCAGCUGACCGUUGGGACGUCUGGCAUCGACGGAAGCUCGAGCUCGCCCUAUGGGAGCAGCACUCCCACGGACCCGGAGGUCAUGACACCCCUGUCCGCGUCGAGCUCGUACCACGGGCACAACAGCUCGCCUGCGGUCUCGCCCCAGGAGUGGAACGCGCUGGCGACGACCGCGUACAACCCAUACUUCCCCAACGAAUCGCACUCGGUCUAUGGCAGCGGACAUGUCAUGACGUGAAUGUGCGGCGCAUCCCCAUCUUGUUUCGAUGAACGAUAUAUCAUACCCGGGACUCCUCUGAAUAUCGCAUACCUGUCUUGUAUCCGUCGCGUCGCUAUCGUUUUGUGCUUGUACCUGGACUUUCCGUUUCGUGUCGUGCAUAUAUUGCUUGCUGCUUUGAACCUGUACUGAUUUAUAGACCAUGUUACCCGUUGUCGUAUACGUGCGAUUGCUGUACAAGUAUUGUAUCGUCUGCUGUUAUUGGAUGUGAACGCCUCUCAUGAC